Messenger RNA from Pelmatolapia mariae (spotted tilapia), 10683 nucleotides. RefSeq names its product LPS-responsive vesicle trafficking, beach and anchor containing (gene lrba). Lineage: Eukaryota; Metazoa; Chordata; Actinopteri; Cichliformes; Cichlidae. Gene Ontology annotation, biological process: intracellular protein localization. The transcript has 57 exons. Bases 725 to 9478 code for a protein of 2917 amino acids. Gene Ontology annotation, molecular function: protein kinase binding. The record is from RefSeq and is a predicted model, not a curated record. Gene Ontology annotation, cellular component: cytosol; membrane.
UACUGUCAUGGCGGUGACGAGCUGAAGCUACCGGGGUAGAUCAGGAAGCAAAUGCAGCGUAGCUGGGUCAACGUUGCCAUUUAGCCAAGUGUGCGGAGUUUCCCGAGGAGGAGGAGGGGGUCACCGAGCGGACCUCAGCUCUUUGUCGGCUUUCUCCGGAGCUGCUGGCGGACUUGCUUCCAUUCAGUUUAUGAGUUUUUUUUUAUUAUUAUGCCAAGCGCUACCUGUCAAGUGAGUGGACUCAGUGACAAUAGCAACUUCCACUGCUGUGCGGAGAUAUUAAAGUAUCCUCGCUUGCCGUUUGUGCACAGGAGCACGGGAGGACACAGGUAAAAGGGCGAACUCUUCUUCACCUGCUUCUCCCCUUGUUACCUGCACCACACUUUCCACGGCUUUUAACAGUGUAAAACCCUCCGUGUGGCAUCAAGUUACAGAGCAGGGCAGAGGAGUAGUUCACCGUGGAGAGGAGCACUGACAUUUCCAGCCUCGCGGUGUCAGCGGUCAUCAAAUUCUCUCGUUUUUUACCCACUUUCGAGGCUCUGUUUUUGGAUGGGAGGGAAACGUCUUGCUUAUGUGCCUAUAGACUGUCAACAACUCAGCUGAAGGGGAGAUAAACCCCCCUCCCCCUUUUUUCCCCUCUUCUGACAUCGGCUCCACUGUCACCAUUGGAGGUGAACAGGUGCCUUACCUGUGAACGCCACCUGUCCCGUCCGCUUCCUUAGCAAUGGCUAGCGAGGAGACAGCGGGCGCUGCACCGCCAGGUGAAGGGAAGGACGGGCGACCUGGCGCCGUGGGGCUCAACCCCGGAGUGCCUAUCAGGGGGAUAAGAAUGAAAUUCGCCGUGCUCACCGGCCUGGUGGAAGUUGGGGAAGUUUCCAACCGAGACAUUGUGGAGACGGUGUUCAACCUGCUGGUCGGCGGCCAGUUUGACCUGGAGAUGAACUUCAUCAUCCAGGAACCGGAGAGCAUUGUGUGCAUGGUCGAGCUGUUGGACAAGUGUGAGCCCAACUGUCAGGCUGAGAUCUGGAGCAUUUUCACCGCCAUCCUCAAGAAGAGUGUCCGCAACCUGCAGGCGUGUACUGAAGUGGGCCUCAUUGAGCUUGUGCUCCAGCGUAUAUCCACCAUUGACAGCAUGAUAGCAGACCUGCUGGUGGACAUGCUGGGUGUACUUGCCAGCUACAGCAUCACAGUUAAAGAGCUGAAGCUUUUCUUCAGCAAGCUGCAAGGGGAGCGAGGCCAGUGGCCUCGUCACGCAGUGAAGCUUUUGUCAGUGCUAAAGUACAUGGCUCACAGGAGCGGCCCCGACUCCUUCUUCAGCUUUCCAGGAAAAAAUGCAGCUGCAAUAGCUCUGCCCCCCAUAGCAAAAUGGCCAUAUCAGAAUGGGUUUACAUUCCACACGUGGAUCCGCAUGGAUCCACUCAACAACAUCAAUGUAGACAAAGACAAGCCUUACCUGUACUGUUUCCGUACCAGCAAAGGCAUGGGUUACUCGGCACACUUUGUGGGCGGCUGUUUGAUAGUGACCUCAUUAAAAUCGAAGGGGAAAGGAUUCCAGCACUGUGUAAAGUAUGACUUCAAACCGCAGAAGUGGUACAUGGUGACUCUAGUUCAUAUCUACAACCGCUGGAAAAACAGUGAAAUUGCCUGCUUUGUGAACGGUGAACUGGCUUCCUUUGGAGACAUUGCCUGGUUUGUCAACACCAGCGACACAUUUGACAAGUGUUUCCUGGGAUCGUCUGAGACGGCAGAUAUCAACCGUGUGUUCUGCGGACAGAUGGGGGCAGUGUACCUGUUUGGAGAAGCUCUCAGCGCUGCUCAGAUCCUUGCUAUCUAUCAGCUGGGUCCGGGCUACCAGGGCACAUUCAAGUACAAGGCUGAGAGUGACUUGUUGUUCGCUGAGCAUCAUAAGACCUUACUGUAUGACGGCAAGCUGUCUUCUAGUAUUGCCUUCACUUACAAUCCCCGAGCCACAGAUGCCCAGCUCUGCCUUGAGUCCUCCCCGAAGGACAAUGUCUCCAUUUUCGUCCACUCACCCCAUGCGCUCAUGCUGCAGGAUGUGAAAGCUGUGGUGACUCACUCAGUCCAGAGCGGCAUACACUCUAUCGGUGGUGUGCAGGUCCUCUUCCCACUGUUUGCACAGCUGGAUUACUGCCAGCCUUCCAGCAACGAGCUGGACACCUCUGUCUGCUGCACUUUGCUGUCCUUUGUGAUGGAGCUCUUGAAGAACUCAGUGGCUAUGCAAGAGCAGGUCUUGGCCUGCAAAGGCUUCCUCGUCAUUGGCUAUACUUUGGAAAAGUCUUCCAAGGUGCAUGUGACGAGGCCCGUCCUGGACAUUGUACUGGCCUUUUCCAGAUACCUUAGCAACUUGCAGAAUGGGAUCUUGCUGCUCAAGCAGCUGUGUGACCACAUUCUGUUCAACCCUGCCAUCUGGAUCCAUGCCCCUCCCAAGGUGCAGUUGACACUCUACACCUACCUGGCGACAGAGUUCAUCAGCACAGUGACCAUUUACAACGCUGUUCGCAGGGUGGGCACUGUGCUUCAAAUCAUGCAUACACUAAAAUUCUACUACUGGGUUGUCAACCCUCAGGACCGCAGUGGAAUCGUACCCAAAGGCCUAGAAGGUCCAAGGCCAAAUCAGAAGGAGAUACUCUCUUUGCGAGCCUUUCUGCUGCUGUUUGUCAAGCAGCUCAUAAUGAAGGAUCAUGGAGUGAAGGAAGAUGAGCUACAGAGUAUCCUCAGCUACCUCCUAACCAUGCAUGAGGACGACAAUCUCAUGGAUGUGCUGCAGCUGCUGGUCGCUCUCAUGUCUGAGCAUCCUGGAUCCAUGAUUCAGGCCUUUGACCAGCGAAAUGGGAUUCGUGUGAUUUACAAGCUUUUGGCUGCCAAAAAUGAGGGAAUAAGAGUCCAAGCACUCAAAGUUUUGGGCUACUUUCUGAAACACUUGUCACCAAAGAGGAAAGCAGAGGUCAUGCUGAGUCAUGGCCUGUUCUCCCUGCUCACCGAACGCCUGAUGCUCCACUCCAGCCACUUCACCAUGACAAUGUACAAUGUGCUUUUUGAGAUUCUUACAGAGCAGAUCUGCACUCAAGUGAUCCAUAAACAGCAUCCGGACCCCGACUCCACUGUGAAGAUUCUCAACCCACAGAUUCUGAAGGUAAUAGCUGCUCUGCUGAAGAACUCUCCCCCCUCUCAAGAGAGCAUGGAGGUGCGCAGGGUCUUUCUGUCAGACAUGAUCAAACUGUUCAAUAACAGCCGAGAGAACCGCAGGAGCCUGCUGCAGUGCUCGGUGUGGCAGGAGUGGAUGCUCUCUCUGUGCUUCAUCAACCCGCAAAACAACGAGGAGCAGAAAAUCACAGAGAUGGUGUACGCCAUCUUCCGCAUCCUGCUCUACCACGCCAUCAAGUAUGAGUGGGGCGGCUGGCGAGUCUGGGUGGACACCCUGUCCAUCACGCACUCCAAGGUCACCUUUGAGCAACACAAAGUGAAUCUGUCCCGUAUGUUCCGUCAGUACCAGCAUCAAGAGUCCACCGGCACAAUUCGCUCCAUCUCUGGUGUCAGCCAAAGCUCUGAGACUAUGGAAUGUGUUAAUGGGCCACCUGCAGAGGAAACCGCUCCCUCCACUGUCAUUGAGCUGACUGUGGACAAGCUGUCUCAGAAAUCCCCUGAUUCAGCAUCCAGUUCCACCAUUACUUCCAGCCCGCUGGAGGUUGAUGAUGAAAGGGGACAGGCAUCCAUCACUGUGUCCAACAUCCUGGCUGGGGCCAAAGACGAAGAACAAGAGCAACAGCAGCUGGUGGAGGAGUCUACCAGAGAUAGCUCGGGUGUCAGAGAGGAGACACAAAAAGGUGCUACAGAGCAGCCGAGUGAAGACGUCAACAAAGAGAAAGCACAGACUUCUACUGGAAAAACUGCACAACGUGAAACGGCUGACACGAAAGCGGUGGACGAGGGUAAAGUCUCUGCACCAUCUGGUAGCGAUGAUGCACAGACACCUGUAACAGAUGAUGAAAAAUCUGAAAGUGAACAGAACAAAGGUGACUCGUCAAACUCAAUGACAGAAGACUCUUUAAAUGAAGCAGAGGCUGAACCGCCAGCAGCUUCAGAGCGAGAAAACAGCGUGCUCGGUGGAGCUUCCGUCCUCAAUGAGGACCUGGUUGACGUGUCAUCUGUUAGCGACCAGGUCCAUCCUAGCGAUGCUGAUGACAGCCAAGAGGAGUCCUCUUAUGCUUCUGCUGCCACCGGAGAGGAAGGUGGGGAAGUGAAGAAGGACGAAGACGAACAAAAAGAUGGGGGUGAAGAACAGGAGCUGAAUAAGGAAGAAGAAAAAGUUGAGACACAGGAAAGUGAAGUGAAACAGGCGCCUUGUGUGAAAAGCCAGACUCCUCCAGCUGAAAUACCUGAGAAAAGUGUCACAGAAGCACCUAAAGAAAAAGCUGGAGAUGAACAGUCUUCCUCCAUAGCUGAAACUACUACUACAAGCCAGCAGCCCUCAGACACCACACCGCCAUCUACAGCCCAGGAGGUUACAGCGGCAUCAGACUCCACUGUAGAUGUCCAGCCAUCAGAGACCAGCGGUGCCACUGGAGAAGAAACCCCAUCUGGUGCCGCUGACAGUAGCACCACCACCACCUCUACCAGCUCCGACACUCAGAAGAGUGCAGAGUCUGUCAGCAAAACCAAAGAAAUCAAAAUUGCCAGACUGGACGUGUCCAAUGUGGCCUUAGACACCGAGAGACUUGAACUGAAGGAGACCUCUGCAACAGAAACAAGCCAAGGUCAGUCAGCAGCUGCUGCAUCAACAGCCACAGGAAGCUCUUCAGGCCAGCCAGCAGACAGCAGCACCUCUGCACCUCGCUCCACCAUGUUUCGCAUCCCAGAAUUCCGCUGGUCCCACAUGCACCAGCGUCUCCUCGCUGACCUGCUCUUCUCGAUUGAGACAGAUGUCCAGAUGUGGAGAAGUCACUCCACAAAGACGAUUCUGGACUUUGUAAACAGCAGUGAGAAUGUGGUGUUUGUCCACAACAGCAUACACCUCAUAUCCCAGGUGGUGGACAAUCUCGUCAUGGCUUGCGGAGGCAUUUUACCUCUGCUCUCAGCUGCCACAUCUUCCUCCCAUGAGCUAGAAAACAUCGAGCCCUCCCAUGGCUUGUCAGUGGAGGCUUCGGUCACCUUCUUGCAGCGCCUCAUCAACCUUGUGGACGUUCUUAUUUUUGCCAGCUCGCUCAACUUCACAGAGAUAGAAGCUGAGAAAAACAUGUCAUCCGGAGGCAUCCUCCGGCAGUGCCUUCGCCUCGUGUGUGCUAUCGCAGUGAGAAACUGUCUGGAGUGUCAGCAAGUCCAGUUUAAGAACGGCGCAGACAGCUCAGCCCGCAGCUACACAGCCAUGCCCAGCACUUUGCUUGGAACAGCCAAGUCUGCAUCUGCGCAGAGUCCUGUUGAUGCUGUGACAGGUGGCAUGUCUCCAGUGAGAGAUUUAGACCGGCUGCUUCAGGACAUGGACAUAAACCGCCUCAGGGCUGUCGUCUUCAGAGACAUUGAGGACGGUAAGCAGGCUCAGUUUUUGGCUCUUGCCGUCGUCUACUUCAUCUCAGUCCUCAUGGUGUCCAAGUACCGUGACAUCCUGGAGCCCCACAAUGACAAGAAACACCCUCAACGCUCCCAGUCUGCAAGGAGUACAGGUAGCACAGAAGGAGAGAACGGCUUCUCUCUGCGCCGGUAUGAUUCCGGCAUCGGAGAUGACCACACCUCAACUGCCGCAAGCGACGCAGAUCUGUCAUCCUCCGGUGGAACUCACGGUCCCGAUGCCAUUUCAGAGGCCUUGUCCACGCUGUCAUCUGAGGUCAGACCUGCUCUGUCUGCUGACUCAAAGGGUAAAAAUGUGAAGGACAUUCUGCGCAGCCUGGUGAGCGGUCCAGCUGAUGAUAUCGUGGUGGAUCCAAGCCUGUUGCCGCCAGCGUUCCUGGGAAGUGUGAGCGAUGCGGCCAGAGAACCAUCGCAACAGUUCCGCUCUUUUGAUAGAAGCGUCAUCGUUGCACCAAAGAAAGCGGGCGUGAUGCCAUCUCCAGGCACUUCCACCCCCGUCCUGACAACCGCCUCCGCCUCCGUGUCUGGUGGGACACCUAUCGAUAGCGUCUCUGUGGUAUCUUCUAGCGACGCCUCCCAGAGCACCUCUGCAGACUCUGCAGCCUCAGGCGGCCAGGUUCCAGCCAGCACUAGCCUGCCAUCUGUCCCCCCACUCUCCCCUGUGACCCAGAACACAGCCCCCAAUAUGAGUAUCUCGGAGCGUUUGGAGCAUGCCCUUGAAAAGGCAGCUCCCCUGCUGAGGGAGAUCUUUGUGGACUUUGCCCCUUUCCUCUCUCGCACUCUGCUGGGCAGCCAUGGACAAGAGCUCCUUAUUGAGGGCACCAGUCUGGUGUGCAUGAAGUCCAGCAGCUCAGUGGUGGAGCUUGUCAUGCUUCUGUGUUCCCAGGAAUGGCAGAACUCCAUCCAGAAGAAUGCCGGCUUAGCCUUCAUCGAGCUGGUAAACGAAGGCAGGCUUCUGAGUCACACCAUGAAGGACCACCUGGUUCGUGUGGCUAACGAAGCUGAAUUCAUCCUCAGCCGACAGAGGGCCGAAGACAUUCAUAAACAUGCAGAAUUUGAGUCUAGCUGUGCUCAGUACGCAGCAGACAAACGUGAUGAGGAGAAACUGUGCGACCACUUAAUCCGUGCGGCCAAGUACCGCGACCAUGUGACAGCCACGCAGCUCAUCCAGAAGAUAGUCAACAUCCUGACUGACAAACAUGGAGCCUGGGGCAGCUCUUCCAUAAGCAGGCCGAGGGACUUCUGGCGCCUAGACUACUGGGAGGACGAUUUAAGACGGCGACGUCGCUGCGUCAGGAACCCCUUUGGAUCCAGUCACUCAGAAGCUACGCUCAAAGCUGUGGCUGAACAUGUGGCUGAUAUAAGUGCAUCCGAGGACGAUAUUCUCAAAGGCAAGCAGUCCAUCAGGAGCCAGGCUCUGGGAAAUCAAAACUCAGAGAGCGAGGCAUCCCUUGACGGAGAUGAUGACACUCUGUCGUCACUAGAGGACAAGGACCUGGAGAACGUCACAGGCCCAGUAAACAUGAGCACCAGCGCUCAGCUCGUGGCUCCGGCUGUGGUAGUAAAAGGCACCCUGUCCAUCACCGCCUCCGAGCUCUACUUCGAGGUGGAUGAAGAGGAGCCCAGCUUCAAGAGCAUCGAUCCAAAGAUUCUAGCCUACACAGAAGGUCUUCAUGGAAAAUGGCUGUUCUCGGAGAUUCGUGCCGUCUUUUCCAGACGCUACCUCCUGCAGAAUACUGCUUUGGAAGUCUUCAUGGCCAACAGGACGGCAGUUAUGUUCAACUUCCCAGAUGCAGCCACAGUAAAGAAGGUGGUUCACAGUCUUCCUCGUGUUGGCGUGGGCACGAACUUUGGCCUUCCACAGACCAGACGCAUCUCUCUGGCCACACCUAAGCAGCUGUUCAAGGCGUCCAACAUGACUCAGCGCUGGCAGCGCCGUGAAAUAUCCAACUUUGAGUACCUGAUGUUUCUCAACACCAUCUCUGGCCGUACCUAUAAUGACCUAAACCAGUACCCAGUCUUUCCAUGGGUCAUCACCAACUAUGACUCAGAGGAGCUUGACCUCACUCUGCCCAGCAACUUUAGAGAUCUGUCUAAGCCCAUCGGUGCUCUUAACCCCAAGAGGGCAGCAUUCUUUUCAGAACGAUAUGAGACCUGGGAGGAUGAUCAGGUGCCGAAGUUCCAUUAUGGCACCCACUACUCCACCUCGAGCUUCACCCUGAUGUGGCUGCUACGUAUUGAACCCUUCACCACGUUCUUCCUUAACUUCCAAGGAGGAAAGUUUGACCAUGCUGACCGCACUUUCUCCUCAGUAUCCAGGGCUUGGAGGAACUGCCAGAGAGACACAUCUGAUGUUAAGGAGCUGAUCCCAGAGUUCUACUAUCUGCCUGAGAUGUUUGUUAACGCCAGCAAUUACAACCUGGGAGUGAUGGAGGAUGGCACUGUAGUCUCUGAUGUUGAUCUGCCACCUUGGGCCAAAACCCCAGAAGAGUUUGUGCGCAUUAAUCGACUGGCACUGGAGAGCGAGUUUGUGUCCUGCCAGCUUCACCAGUGGAUCGAUUUGAUCUUCGGCUACAAGCAGCAGGGACCCGAAGCCGCCAGAGCCCUCAAUGUUUUCUAUUAUCUGACCUAUGAAGGCGCAGUCAACCUCAGCUCGAUCAACGACCCCAUGCUCAGAGAGGCUGUGGAGUCUCAGAUUAGGAGUUUCGGACAAACCCCCUGCCAGUUGCUAAUCGAGCCACACCCGCCCCGAAGCUCGGCCAUGCAAGUGUAUCUUCUCCUGCAGACGCCUCUGAUGUUUACGGAGCAGAUGCAGCAGGAUGUUAUCAUGGUACUGAAGUUCCCAUCCAACUCUCCUGUGACACACGUAGCGGCCAACACCCAGGCAGGUCUGACGUCACCUGCCAUCAUCACUGUCACCGCCAACCGCCUCUUUGCGGUCAACAAGUGGCACGGGCUGACAGGUCAUCAGGGCUCAACGGUGCAGGACCAGCAGUACCAACUUCCUGUGGAAAUUGACCCUCUAAUAGCCAGUAACGUGGGUCUUCACCGUCGGCAGAUCGCAGAUCUGCUGGAUCAGAGCAUUCAGAUCAGCUCGCAGUGUUUUGUUAUCACGGCUGACAACCGCUUCAUCCUUCUAUGUGGUUUCUGGGACAAGAGCUUCCGGGUCUACUCCACUGACACAGGCAAACUGACCCAGAUAGUGUUUGGACAUCGGGAUGUGGUGACGUGUCUGGCACGCUCAGAGUCGUACAUCGGAGGCGACUGCUACGUCCUGUCGGGCUCGCGAGAUGCCACCCUGCUGCUGUGGUACUGGAACGGAAAGCACAGCAGCAUUGGAGAGAGCCCAGGCACAGGCUUUACCACACCAAGGGCCAUCCUUACAGGCCACGACUGUGAGGUGACUUGUGCAAGUGUGUGUGCUGAGUUGGGUCUUGUCAUCAGCGGCUGCAAAGAGGGUCCUUGUCUGAUCCAUUCCAUGAAUGGGGACCUGCUGCGGACCCUGGAGGGACCAGAGCGCUGCCUCCGGCCUCGCCUCAUCCAGUCUUCCGCCGAGGGACACUGUGUUAUCUAUUAUGACAAGGGACAGUUUUGCCUCUUCAGUGUCAACGGCAAACUGCUGAGGCACAUGGAAGUGGAAGACGGCGUCAAGGCUGUGCUCCUCAGCCGUGAUGGCCAAUACUUGCUGACAGGCGGCGAUGGAGGCGUAGUAUCUGUUUGGCAGGUCCACAACCUCAAACAGCUGUUCACCUAUCCGGGCUGUGACGCAGGAAUCCGCUCCAUGGCCAUGUCACAUGACCAAAGGUGCAUCAUAACCGGCAUGGCGUCCGGAAGCAUCGUCCUCUUCUACAACGACUUCAACAGGUGGCAUCACGAGUACCAGACCAGAUACUGAGGGUGAAAUCAGCAGCGACUUGACUGACAAGAGUUGAGGGGGGGCGGGGGAAAUCCAAACGGUUGCAAGUGUGAACUCUUAUCAAAAGCACUAUUCUGUCUAUAUCCUGAUAUCCUGAAUGUAACGAAAGAAAGAAAAAAAAACCCCAACCUGUCCUGUUAUUGCAAAAGAAUCAAACUAUUUUUAAAAAGGGCAUUGCUAUAUUUUGUAGAUCAGAUAGAAAAUUUUCAUACCAGUCUUAGGGUGGGGGUUAUGUUACUUUACGGUUAAAAACAAAUCUAUUUUUAGCUGUAAGAGUCUAUUUUCUUCUCAAAUAAGAAACGAGGGAUUUGUGGGAAGUUGGUGAGAAUCAUUUCUCUGUGACGUAAAAAUCCAAAUAUUUGUGUACUUUAGGGGUGAAUGAUUUUUUUUCUGUAGGUGUGUACGUGGUGAAUAAAUAUGAAGCUGUCAUUUAUUUUAACAUGCUUUUCCUGUUUUGGCAACACAGCACAUAGAUAUAAAGUGUUUGAGUAGAUGAAGCACAGAAAGAUAUUGAGGAGGGAAUAUACAUUUAUAUAAAUAACUAUAUAUAAAAUGUUUAAAUGUAGUCCUCCAUAUUUAAAAUUUUUACUCCCUCUGUACCUCCGUACUUGCUAAGAGAUUACGUUUGUGUGCAUGGCUCACUACUCAUAAAACAUCAGUGCAACCUCUUUGCGUUAUUUAAUACUUUGAACAUCAAAAACAUAAAACUUACUCUGUAAUGUUAAAAUCUGCUUUCAGCUCCUUUUAAGAUUUAUAUCCUUUAUGAGUGAGUAAGCAGUGAAUCUUGUUUUAUUCCCCCCCCCCCUGCUAAAAUCAAGAGCUGAGGCUUCAGCUCAUACCACCUCAGCACAGAGUCCACUUUGAGUCUAGUCUCCAAAGCAGUGAGGGGGAGGGACUUACCAUUUCCAUUUUUUUUUCUCUUUUUUCAUCACAGAAUGAGUGAUCGAUGUGAUUCAGUACUUAAAUGCUAAUCACACACAUUCUUUUGAUCUUUAGACAGUCGUCCUCUUACAUCUUUGAUUUUCAGGAAGCAUUCCUUUCUUUAAAGUUGUAUUUCUAAAAUGGUUUGAAUCUCCAGCAACACGGGAACUACUUUUAUCUAUCAACCAAUCCUUUUUUUUUUUUUUCCAAUCAGUUUGGAGUGUUUUUGUGUGAUGAGUUCUGACAAUAAAAUGGAAUUUUAU